GGUUUAUUUACCAAAUAAACGAUUACAGUGAUUUACAGAUAGCAGGAGUCCGAGUCAGUCUGAAAGAUGAAUAAUCGGCUUCAAAACAACUAGGCUGCCUACACUGUCGGUUUCUAUUUUUGUCUUGCUGUAUAGCCUUUAUCUGAGCUCUACAGUGAUACACUUGAUCUAAUAAAGUCUGAGGAAGUAAACUGAGGAAACGCUAAUGAGGAAAUUCUGAGAUAUUCUGAGAACAGUUUUUUUUUAUCUCCAUAAAGGUAAUCUGACCUGAAGGUUUCUGUUUGGCUACGACAAAUGCACGGAUAUUUAAUCGCCGAGUCAGUUUCUGAUUGGUUGUCUGUUGCUAAACAUCUCGCCGAUACAUUUUAACAACCACGUCGUUUACUGUAGUACACCUUUCGCAUGGGGUUAAAUUAUGACCAAAGGUUAAAAGCUGCGCGAACACAUUGGUGAUCUUCUUAACCCGAGAUUUAAAAGACGUUAUCACAGUGUGCUCACUAUCAAAAGCUCUUCUUUAAAUAGUUUAAGGCAAGGAUGAAGUGAUACCUGCAUCACCUGAGCGCUGGGUACACAGCGUACGUCACGCAUGAGGGGCGGGGCUUAUGAAGAGCUCCCGAACAGUUACACACACAGGAGCCAGAGCGACGCCCGCAAACACCAAGCGGGCUCCAGCGAGCGAAGCGCAACUCUCCGUCCCGGUUGAACCCGAAGUUUAACUGAGAAUGUCUUUGGGUGACCAGCAGUGGUAUCCCACCAGCGUUCAGGUAACGGUGCUUAAAGCGCGGAACCUGCGGAUCAAGGGCAAGAAUGGCACGAACGACGCCUAUGCCAUCAUGCAGGUGGGCAAAGACAAGUUUUCCACCUCGGUCGCGGAGAAAUGCGUCUCUCCUGAAUGGAAGGAAGAAGCGACGUUCGAUCUGCCGCUGAUCCAUCAGGGGGACGCGGAGCGGUGCACGCUCUACAUCAUCGCCAUGCACCGAGCCCUAGUGGGGCUGGACAAGUUUUUGGGACAGGCUGUCAUCAACUUACUGGACCUCCACGCCAACAGAUCACGCAAAAAGACCGACUGGUACAAACUGGUGGAUAAGAAUGGGAAACAGGAGAAGGACCGAGGGGAAGUUCUUUUGGACAUUCAGUUCAUGCGGAAUAACCUGACAGCCAGCAUGUUUGACCUCUCCAUGACAGACAAGCCUCGCUCCGGCAUCGGCAAGCUCAAGGAUAAAAUUCGUGGCAAGAAGAAAGACGGCCUGUCGGAUUCCGCCUCUGCGAUCGUGCCCUCUUCAGUGGGAACAGACAGUGAAGGGGAAGGAGAAGGCAGUUCAGACAAUCCUAAGAAGAAAUCAAAACUCAAAUCCUUGUUUGGACCAAAGACAAACCUCCAAAGGAAUGUGUCCCAGUCCAUGUCAACCCUGGGCACCCUGCCUGAGAAGAACAGUUCACUCAGCAGCAGCAGAUCUUCCGGCCUUAAUAUGGACUCUCCUGAUGUGAAAAAGAAGUUUAAAAUACUCGGACACAAGCGCACUGAGAGCUCAGAUAGCAAAGUGUCUCUUGGCCCCUUUUCUCUUCUGAGCCGCUCUAAACAAAACAUCCAGGAGCAGAAUAACCUCUGUAUCAACGGCAGCCACGUUUAUGCAGAGGAUCAAGAACCUAAAGCUAAUUUUGGCUCCACACUCAGUCUGAACAGCUCAGGAAAGGGUUCGGUGGAGGAUGUUCGCAAACACCACCAACGAAAUACUUCUGACAUGUCCAUUGACUCACUUAAAGGCUUUAGUAUCCCCUCAUAUAAGCCUGAAGUGCAAGACAAAGCCUCUCUUGUCCCACAGCGCCCUCUAGAGGAUAGGAGUCAUGUAAAGGUGGAGGAGAGGGGUAGGAAACCUGAAGGAAGAAGCCUGCAAGAGAUGCUGGACCAACAGGUAGACCAAGAGCAGAGGAGGCAGCAAGAACGAGAGAGAAAACAAGAGGAAGAGAGGAAAAGCAGGCUUGAAGAGCAGGAGAGGAAGUGCAAGGAAGAGGGAGAGCUGCAGAAGAAGCUGCGUGAGGAGGAGGAGCAGCAGCGGCAUCAGGAGGAGACCAGAGUAACCGAACGGCUCUCCUCUCUCUUUGGCAUUGGAAAGAAGAAGGAGGAGAAAAGAGAGGAAGCUGUGAAUGAACCCAAACGUCUAGAUGUGCCGUCCUCCACAAACCCGUUUGAAGACAUUCCCCUGACCCCAGAUACUCCAGCCUCUCUCCCAGAAGAGAGGUCCACGGACCCACGGAGGGGUGUCAGGACCAUCCUCAGCCCGACGCCAACCGCCAGUGCUUUCCCCAAUCGCACAGCAAAAGUGUCCGCGGUCAAGCCAAGAUUGGCUCUGAGUGUUCUGCCUGAAACCGAUAUUAGCCAUUCCCAAUCCCCCUCAGACUCUGUAGACACCCAGACCACUAUCCACGCUUCUCCACUUUCCCCAUCCCUCUCUACUGAUCCGUUUGAGUCUUUUGGUAUGUUUUCUGAUCUUCAUACUUCUCUGGCACCUGCUAAACCUCCGAGAACCUUCAGUGAGUCCAGCAUGGAAAACCUCUCAGCUCCCAAAUCUGACAAGAAGCGAAAGGCUCCUCUACCCCCCGGUUCGUCUAAGACUGAAAGCCAUCCAGAUUUUGGGGAACAAGCGCAUACCCAGAACUCCAAAGAUAGUCAGAGGCCAGAUCUUCCUCUCCCGGACUAUGAAACCCUCUUUCCUAAGAAGAGGCAUGGGGUGAUGGGUCAGACACGUUGGGACCAUCUUGUUGCAGAGGUAAACCAGAGAAACUGGGAUUUCUCUGAAGAGAUAAAUGUAGAUGGACCUGAGAGGCCGAUGCCAAAUAAAACUGCAGUCUUAAGGGACAGAACCUCAGUGAACCUUAACCAGCACCAAAGAAAUCACGAGGCACCUCCCCCGGCCCCCACGAGGCACAGAGAGGCACUCAUUCCACCCAAAGCUGCUGCUCCUGCAACACCAGAACCAUCGGUCGAGACUAAUGUCCAACAUGGUCAUAUCAAAGAGUCUUUAUAUGCUACUGUCAAUAAGUCUGGAAAAUCUGCUAACAAGAACUUGGAAAACAAUCCACCUCCCCCUGUCCGUAGUCGACAUGUGCCUCAGGAGAUGGAAAGGAAGUCUCCAACUCCUGAUGCCAUUACCCAUCAACUCCUCCAGUCAAAAGAGAAGCCUACGCCAGCAGCCAGAUCCAUACAAAAUGUUAAUUCAAAGACUGAUGAUGUGGCUAAAGAGAUGCCUUCAAUCAAACCCAGACAACAGUCAUUAGUCAAGGAUUCAGUCAGACAAGUCCAACCAGACAAGCAGGUAACAACUAAAGCCUUGACAUUAGAAAACAACAUAGAUGGGAAAACACACAAGGGCCAGAAGGGAAGCAUUUCCACGGAUGGGUUUGUUGAAGUAGACCUCCUCAGAACUGCUGAGAAUCCAAACGAACUGCAUCUGCAGACCAGUGAAGAUGGCCUGUUCACUAAGGGUCCAAAGCAAAUGGGAAAUCUUGAAGAUCAGACAUCAACCUUUAAUAAGAAAGAUAACAAGUCUGCAAACAAAGCUACAAAUGAUCCAUUCACAAAGCUCUCAGAGAAAAGCAUGGCACCGAAAUCAGAGCAUGGAAAACAAUCCCCCAGCUUCACUGAACAAGCCAGAGCUACAUUUCAAAGAAGUUUUUCACUUAAGAAGAAAAAUUCAUCUCGCCAAUACAUAACUGAAAAAGCUGGUACAGAGAAUACUAAUCUGAAUAGAUCAGUUUCUCAGUCUUCACAAGAUGCUGAAGAUGUUGAGCUGACUGUAACCAGUGUUGCUCCACCAAUCAGAACUGAUCCCACCGUAGUAACAUCUGAAUCCUCUAUAGGAGGCAAGAGUUCUCUUCGUGCUUGGGUCUCGCCAUCAGAGGCUCAGCCAGUUGCUCUGCAGAAUGGUAGUGGAAGUUCAGUUUCUAAUUCAAGAAGGCCUCACCCAGUGAAACCCAUGAGCACCGAGAGCCAGUCUUCCAGUGUUAUCUCUGUGGGCAAAGACCCAAAGUCUAUCACCAUCAAGGAAAUGGCUGGGAAGUCAAAGAAUGUAGAUAGCGGUGCAUACACUCAGCUCACACAGGAGGAACUGAUCACACUGGUGGUAAAGCAACAGACCGAACUCUCCAAGAAAAACGACAAGAUCGUCGAGUUGGAGGAAUACAUUGACAACCUGCUCGUUCGUGUCAUGGAGGAGAAACCGGCCAUCCUGCUUUCACUUAAUUCCAAAUGUUAGGGUUCUAAUAUUUUUGAUGUUAGAUCCUAUUAUUCGAUGUAACUGUGCCCAGAUCACAACACUGAGAAAAUUUAAUAUUGUGGGAUUUGGCUGAUACAGCCAGAAGGAUUUUGAACGCUCAUCUCAUAAUCAGUUUAUUUGCUUGAGUAUUUAAUGCGUGUAGAGUUACUGGCAUAAGUGCAUUGUGAUUUCACCACUAAUAUCUUAAAAAAAACUUAUUUUUACAGUGUGGGUUUGUAUAGUAUAUCAAAUCCAGCAGGAAAAUGCCAGAAUUCUGAAGUCUGUCAGAUCACACUUUAAUAAGUGGAUUGCUGGGGUAUUGUUUUUUUUUUUUUUUUUUUUUUUUUUUUUUUUUUUUUUGAUCAUGGUACAAGCUCCUCCUGAAAAGCUUCACAAAAACAAAUGCAUCAUUUUUUUUUUUUUUAACAUUUCCGUUUUCUAUGCAUCUUUGCAUUUGAGAGAGGGCUUCUUAAUGCAUAAAAUAAUACAGUCUUAAGCUUGUAUUUGAAGAUUUUUCUUCCUCCUGAAGUGAUUUAGAAUCUGACCGCUGCCUUGAUUCUUGAUCAGAAUGCUUCAUUAGUGUUGAUGCGGCCUUAUGUCUGUUGGGUCUCAAAUUAAGGUAAUAAACCUCUGGCUGUUUAGAAAUGAAGGCAAUAAGCACUUUUUAUUUGAACGGGGUGUUUAAUUUAUGAAGGAUAGUGUUUUUACAUUAAGCAAUUCUCUACAAUACCCUGUAGAAUUACCUCUGUAGAAAAGCCUGAAUGAAGGAUUAUUUUACUUGCCUGUAUGUACACUUCUGCACAUGGAAAGCUUCUGUUCUAACACUUCUUCUGAUGUGCUUACACUGGAUAUAUAAUUAAUUUCAUUGCCCUGGUCAAUAUUGACUGUAUAUUGGCAUUUUUUUCAGUUGAACUGGCAGUCAGCUGUUGAAUUAGCCAGAAUCUGCAUGUUUUAUGCUACAAGUCAAACUGCAUGUUUGUAGCGAUUUUGACCAGGGAUUAUUAAGCAUUCCUUGAAGACAGUCUUAAGAAAGCUUGAAAUCAACAUCUUGAGCACAAUGUACACACUGUGACAUUCUGCGGUUCUGUAAUGAACAAGCAAUAACUGUGUCUGCAGGAUUUUGUUUCCUGAAUUUCAGGUAAUGUGAUACUUUCAUCAAAUCAGGAACUUCUGCAAGGAAUCAUGUAACCUGUAGACGUCACUGUCUGCACAGUGUUGUUGAGAUCUUGUCUGUAGUGAAACCAAAGAUCUGUGAUGUAAAUCUGAAGUCUUACCUUACAGUACUCGAAUUCUGCUUCCCACUCCCUUUUCCAGUUUUUUUUUACUUCUUCUUCUUAUGUUUUAACCUUGUGGGGAGAGAAGUGUCCCUCUGACAAGGAUGGAGAAAAUAACUAAAGUCUUGUAUUUAUUUGUUUGUCAUUAAUCUUAAGUUGAUUCAGUUGUCAGUCUCAGUUUUCUGUGUUGCAGUUAUAUAUGCACUCAUGAGAACCUUCAUCUGUUGUGUUCAUUCAAGUGUUGUCAAUCCGUUUGAGUGAGUUCACUAAACUAUUCACAGCAUUUUCACGGUUACCAGACUCUGCACACUCUAAUCCUUUAUGUCUGAAUUUGAAUGAGAAGCCUUAUUAAUUAUUGCUGAUGCUAUGCAUAUAUGCACAAGAUCUUUUCUCAAGACCUGUGCCUUCUCUUUUUAUUCAAGGUUCUAUGUUUUUAAGACAUGAAUAUAUUGGUUUGUUCCUUUACUUCAAUACUUGCAGAAAUGUAAUUUUGAUUAUGCCUUAAUUCAACGAAUAAAACUUAGCUGAACCCAUAAA
Molecule: messenger RNA, 6064 nt
Organism: Cyprinus carpio (common carp)
Lineage: Eukaryota; Metazoa; Chordata; Actinopteri; Cypriniformes; Cyprinidae
Product: rab11 family-interacting protein 1-like
Biological process (GO): regulated exocytosis
Cellular component (GO): intracellular membrane-bounded organelle
Molecular function (GO): small GTPase binding
Source: RefSeq, a predicted model, not a curated record